Messenger RNA from Sceloporus undulatus (fence lizard), 2212 nucleotides. RefSeq names its product A-kinase anchor protein 4-like. The transcript has a single exon. Gene Ontology annotation, biological process: intracellular protein localization. Gene Ontology annotation, cellular component: sperm principal piece; sperm fibrous sheath; cytoplasm. The record is from RefSeq and is a predicted model, not a curated record. Lineage: Eukaryota; Metazoa; Chordata; Lepidosauria; Squamata; Phrynosomatidae. Gene Ontology annotation, molecular function: protein kinase A binding. The coding region runs from base 329 to 1927 and encodes 532 amino acids.
GCUGAGGCAGACAACAUCUUGAAACUGGCAGGUUCAUCACUGAGGUUGUCCAGCUGAAAAGAAAGACAGCUCUGGGUACAACAAGGAGGGGAAAGCACUUUCUUGUUAAAGUGUUGGCAACUCAUUGCUGGUUGGUGGGGAACAGUGAUGCUUUGUGAAGUCACUGCUGCCAUGUGUCCACCCAAGUGAGAACACCACUUGUAGGAAGGAAGAGCAUGGGAGACUAAGAGGAGACAACAUCCCAGGUCUGGCCGGGUCAUCCAAGCUGCUCAGCUAAAAGGAGAAAACUGUACAGGUCUCCAUAUGCUUCCGCUUUUAACCAACAAAGAUGGCUCAUGAAAUCAACUGGCUAAACAGUCAGGCUGGUAUGUGCAAGAUCAACUUCUACAGCCCUGAUGGACAGAAAGAUAAGGAACGUAAGGUGAUUUGCUUUGUUGAUGUUGCCAACAUAAAGGACACAUUUCCCAAAUUAAACAUAGCUACUGGCCAUUCCAGAAACAUUUCUUCUCCUACUAGGGAAUUUGACUUGCCAGGGAACUUGAAUCUGGAAGAGAAGGAGGUCGUCAUCAUCAAGGACAAUGAGCAAAGUGAUAAUGUGAAUACAGAGGGAGCAGUCUGUCUUUUUAAGCAAGGCUCCUCCGAAGAUACCAGUAUGGUCAGUUGGCUCAGUAAUGACCUUCAGAAGUAUGCACUGGGAUUCCAGCAUGCACUGAUCCCUUUGGGAAUGCCUCGCAAACCCAACCUGAUUGACACAGUAUCCCAGAACAACAACAAUACUGCUCCAAGCAGAUCUGGUAGUGAAAGACCAAACUCUGAGGAUCUUGCCUAUUAUGCCAAUAAGCUCUGCUCCUUAGUUCUUGAUAUGACACGGAAGGAGAUCAAAGAAAAAUGGGAAAAUUCUGGAAAGUGUACACGUCACACCAUUAGUCCCUAUAGUGCUGGGACCAAAUCUCCUGCCACCGAAGGGGUUGAAGUCAACAGGAAGCCAGGGAGGUCUGUCAAGAUUGAUGAUUCCCUCCCCAGUGAAACGACUAGCCAAAAUGUCUAUAAGGAGCAAGAAGCAACCUAUUCAGACAAAGCGAAGAAGCAGGAGGAUGCUACUUCUGUAAGCAGAGGGAUGAUGGUGUAUGCAAACCAGGUUGCUUCAGACAUGAUGUUAUCAUUCCUGAAGACCAUGAAAGUCCAAAAAGGCCGGCGCCCUCCACCUGCAUGUUCUGUUUUAAAAGAGGUGCUUAUGAGGCACACUAAGGAAAUUGUCUCAGACCUAAUAGAUUCCUCAAUGAAAAAUCUACACAAUAUUACAGGGGCCCUCAUGACAGACUCUGAUUUUGUUUAUGGUCUGAAGAAGAAUCUGUACAAUGUGGGAACUCAGAAGACAUCAGAGAUUUUGGACGUAAUGGUGAAAAGGUUGUUUAAACUCCUUGCUGCGGAAGAUAAGCAGACUAGAUCUCAAAGUCUAGCUUUUGCCUCUUAUAAAUCAGGGGAUAACCAAAGAACUCAGAAUAUGCAGUUUGCAUCCUUGAAACGUGAAUCUCAUAGUCAAGGGAGAGACCAGCCAAGUGGGCAGGGAAAGUGGCUUCCAACAGAAAGCAGAAAGUCGGACAAAGCAUCAAUGGACCUGUAUGCAAAAGAGCUCAUUAUAGCAGCUCUGACACAGAUUCAGCAGCACCUAUUAGAAAAAACCAGAGAGGCCAGGAACCAUGAAUCCAGUGCCUCUUCAUUUGGCUACAUACAUCAGAACACCAGUCAUGACCAUGAUGGUAGGAGCCGUGGCCCAAUUUAUUCCACCAGGCCACACGAAGGAAGAGCAGAAAUCUCUGACUGCCUAAGAGAUAAAGGAGGCCUGAUAUUGUCCAUGGUCCAGAAGAUCCUACGUGAGGCUGGUUUAAAUCUAGACAGCCAUGGCAGUGACAAAAACCAGAGAUAGAAGCAGAGGUCUUGGCAUAGAAAGAACCUUCUGAAGUGGACCCACUAGAUCACUAGAUCUGUAUGACAAUAUGGAGCAAAUGGACAAGCACAUUUAUUAACCAGUUGGUAACCUCUGUGGUGAAAAGGAUCUCUUUAUUCAUAACAAACGGCAUUUCCUCUGGUUUUACCUAAUUAUGCCAUCAUCACAGCCCCCACUGCAAGCAGUAACAGAGUGAACUACCAAUGGUUGAUCGAAUGGUAGAUGGGCAAGAUCAUCAAUUAAAAAGCAAACAUUAAAAAAUAA